Molecule: messenger RNA, 1018 nt
Organism: Nannospalax galili (Upper Galilee mountains blind mole rat)
Lineage: Eukaryota; Metazoa; Chordata; Mammalia; Rodentia; Spalacidae
Exons: 3
Coding region: 452-712 (86 amino acids)
Source: RefSeq, a predicted model, not a curated record
GCGUGACGUCACAAUUAAUGGCGCACUUCACCAGAGGGUUUGAGGGAGGUGGCCGUACUUCUCCGAAAGGGAAAUUGCGGCUGCACGUUCAACCCGGCACUGUGACGUCCAGUAGGAAAAGGAGGGGCCUGCGUUGGAGCUGCGGCCGCUGUCUCCUCGACCCGGCCUGGGACAUGUCCUUUUGCCCGGCGUCUGCAGAGCCCGGGCUCGUAGGUCCCCUAGAACCGUCCCACGUUCCCCACACCCCGAUUCCGUGGAUUAGGAGCUCCAGCUCCCGGGUUACGGUCGGGUAUGUCUCCUGCGACUGCGCAGUGGCUGACGGCCGAGCUGAGAGGCAUCCUUGGGUCCUGGCCGGCUGGGGCCGCUGCCCUGACUUCCUCUGAGCGGACCUGGGCUCUGGAGGGGGUGGAGGCCGAGACCCCGGGAAGAGUCUAGGAGGAGGCGGACACAGAUGGGGCUCGUCCCUCCUAGGACGGAUUCACUUGGGCAGAAGCAUCUAGAGACCCUCAGGUUACAACAGGUCACCUAUCGAGAAAAGGAUCCUGAAUCUAGGUGGCUUCACACAACAGCGAGAUGCUUGGUAACUCGGACCCACCGAGAGGAGACUAGAACCGUCUGCAGGGAGCAAGCGUGGUCCCUGGACUACUGGCCACUGCAGUCUUACUACAGCAAGAGAAUAGUGGGAGGAGGAGAGAUGACAAAGCAAAGAUGAAGACUGAAGGAGAGACCGCACAAAGUGCAGGGGGACAGAGCAGCACUGCCGCACCCGAGAGGGAGGAGAAGCAGAGAGAGGGGCAUCCUUAGGCCAGGCUAGCUGAGUUCAAGAACAGAACCUGAGACAUCCCCGGCUCGUCAGCGGGGAGAAAGCGGUGCGGGAGCCAGAACAGGUGCAGAUCAGAGACCACCAGGAGUGCAUGAUUCACAAGCCGGAGCUUCUAGAGCAAAGGCUCAAGGAAAGAAUCCUGAGAGAAACCCAGAGCCACGCCCUCCCUCCCGAACCCAAGCGCGAGCCUCCGAA